This is a messenger RNA of Saccoglossus kowalevskii, 2909 nucleotides long. RefSeq names its product Smad2/3 transcription factor (gene Smad2/3). Gene Ontology annotation, cellular component: heteromeric SMAD protein complex. Lineage: Eukaryota; Metazoa; Hemichordata; Enteropneusta; Harrimaniidae. Gene Ontology annotation, biological process: activin receptor signaling pathway; positive regulation of transcription by RNA polymerase II; cell differentiation. The record is from RefSeq and is marked provisional. Gene Ontology annotation, molecular function: RNA polymerase II cis-regulatory region sequence-specific DNA binding; I-SMAD binding; DNA-binding transcription factor activity, RNA polymerase II-specific.
GUUCCCUAACAGGAAUCCCUGUUUGAUUACUGUACGUGAAAUUAUCCCCUAUUUACUGUUUUAUUUGAAAAUCUCUACCACGAACUGACGCAGGGCCAUUCUCCCCUCGGCUACAGGAUAACGUCAGUAGCCGAUCUGUGGAAAUAUGAGUUCUAUGCUGCCGUUCACACCUCCCAUCGUCAAACGUCUUCUCGGGUGGAAGAAGGGCGAUUCUGAAGACAAGUGGUCUGAGAAAGCUGUCAAAAGUUUGGUUAAACGACUAAAGAAAACAGGAUCCUUAGACGAACUAGAAAAAUCGAUUUCAAACCAAGACGCCAGCACCAAGUGUGUCACCAUUCCAAGAUCCUUGGAUGGGCGUUUACAGGUGUCGCACCGUAAGGGGCUGCCGCAUGUGAUCUACUGUCGUUUGUGGAGGUGGCCAGACUUACAAAGCCAUCACGAACUUAGAGCUAUUGAUUCUUGUGAAUUUGCAUUCAACUUAAAGCGAGACGAAGUGUGUGUAAAUCCAUAUCAUUACGAGAGGGUGGAAACCCCCGUUCUUCCCCCUGUGUUAGUACCCAGACAAACCGGAGAUAUUCCGACUGACUUUCCGCCAUUGGACGACUAUUCUACUUCCAUCCCAGAAAACACCAACUUUCCUGUUGGCGUUGAAGCCCAGAGUAUUCUUCCAGAGACCCCACCACCUGGCUACAUGAGUGAAGACGGGGAUAACCAGGACCAGAGCAUGGACACCUCCACCCCUGGGGGGAAUGGAGCAGAUGCUGCUGCAAGUCCAAAUCCAUCUUUGGAUGUGCAGCCAGUUCCAUACUGUGAGCCGCCAUUUUGGUGUUCCAUUGCGUAUUACGAAAUGAACACGAGAGUUGGUGAGACAUUCCACGCCUCGCAGCCAUCUCUGACUGUGGAUGGUUUUACGGAUCCGUCCAACUCGGAACGAUUCUGUCUCGGACUCCUAUCAAAUAUUAACAGAAACCAAACCAUUGAACUUACCAGAAGACACAUUGGUAAAGGUGUUCGAUUAUAUUACAUAGGAGGUGAAGUAUUUGCGGAAUGUUUAAGUGAAAGUAGUAUAUUUGUACAAAGUCCACAGUGUAAUCUACGAUAUGGAUGGCACCCGGCCACUGUUUGCAAAAUUCCACCUGGUUGUAAUCUGAAAAUUUUUAAUAAUCAGGAGUUUGCAGCGUUACUUUCACAGUCUGUGAACCAAGGAUUUGAAGCGGUUUAUCAGCUGACUAGGAUGUGCACUAUACGUAUGAGUUUUGUCAAAGGUUGGGGUGCUGAAUACAGACGUCAAACGGUGACCAGCACGCCAUGUUGGAUCGAAUUACAUCUUAACGGACCAUUGCAGUGGCUGGACCGUGUUCUGACGCAGAUGGGAUCGCCGCGAGUGCCGUGUUCGAGUAUGUCAUGAGAAUCGAGUAAUUAUUGGUGUAAGCAGCUGACACAAUAAAUGUUGCACCAUGUACAGAACUAUGAGAGACCAGAGAUUCCAGAGCAUCAUCUUUCUGUUUCCAGGCAACCAAUCUCAUCCAUGAUGAUCGUGUUCAUCCAAAAACAAUUGAAAGGCCAGCUUCCAAAUUAUCCUCACAAAAAAAAAACGGGACAUCAAAAUAAAAGAAGCUGCUGAAGAGCCCCCCCCCUAUAACUUUGAUUAUACUACAACGAAUAGCGCCACCAACUUUAAUUAUACUAUAAUGAAGGGCGCCACCAACGUUGAAGCCAAUUUGAUAAAUAGCGCCACCAACUUUGGAGGCGCUAUUAAUGUAUAAUGACACCUCACUGAAUGGUGUCACCACAAUUGUAUUUCACAUAUUCUGGUGAAAAUUGUGCAGAAUCAUUACUGACAAUGUGUAAAUAUAUAUUGAAUUUCUUAUUGCAAACAAAAAAGGAAGUAAAAAAAAAUAUUUUUAAGAAAAACAAAACAAUAAAAAACUGGCCAACAUUUUACAAAGUUAGUUAGGUAUAUGCAUCAUUUGUCUCCAUGGUAAUCUAUAGUUUAAUACCUGUAUAGAAAGGUUAUUUUUAGAGUAUCUUUUGGAGCUACUGCAUUUGUGCAGUUGAAAGGUGCUACAUGAACGAGGAUAACUAGUGAUUACUCGUAUAACCUAGAAAAGGUAUACAUAGAAGAUAAUCAUUUUCUAUCAAGUUUAUCAGUACCUGUUACAACCAGUCAUAACUGCUUGUACCUUGUCAAAUGCAGAUAUUAAACAUGUUUACAUUAUUUUUUUCAAAACUAUUGAUAUAGCCAGAUGUAUCUUGAAAUUAUUUUCUUUUAAACACUAUUUUUUUUAAAUCAAAAUUUUGAUGCCAGUCAGUGUUAUCUUUUUUUUUUCCGCAACUGCCUACACCUCGCACUAAUAUCAUACCCUUCAUUUGGAUUUGAUUGGAUAGGAUUGGGAAAAAUUUAGCAGUCAGAUUUAUAUAUAAAUAUAUAUUUAAAAAAAAAAAAAGUACAGAUUUUUUUUCUUUCUUUAUGUUGCUAUCGCUUGUGUGGUAAUUACUCUAACUUUAUUAUCUUGUAUAACUAUAGCACAGUGAGCUUCCCGUCGCAGUAAACAAGACAAAAGUCACAUUAUGUGAAGUUACUAUGUACCGCAUUUAUUUCACGAGUGGCAAUUUUCGUAUGGUUCACUGGAUUUGGGAAAAAUGUUAUAGCUGUUUUCACUUUAAAAAAGGAGUGAAUGUGACCUUCAAGUUUCAGCCUUGUAAACAUUCUCGAAUUAUUGAAUCAAGAAAAUUUUAUCUAUUUACAGUAUAUAUUGUGAAUGAUGUAUGGGUUUGAAUUUGUCGCCCUCUAUAGUUGACCUCAUAAUUUGUCACCCUCUGUAGUUGACCUUUCUAUUACUGAUAUCCCGAAAACAUAACCAUAUUUUCGCUUUAAAUAUAAAUAAAAAAAUUAUUUUAUCCCCUAA